ACCAAAUAGAGCUCGGCUCGUGACGUUACUGGCUCGAACAGCCAAUUAGAAACAAGGAUGAUCCGCACAAGUGAAGAUUAUCAAAUCAUAAAUAGGAGCACACACAGCACAGACAUAUGGCUUUAUAAAGCACCUUACAGCGAGUACUAGCCGCGAAGGAACUUCGAAGAGAAACUAGACGUCCUGCUGCAGAUUUAAACUGCUGAAGAUAGAAAAUGGACUUGAAAAUAACAUUUUUGACUGGAAAGUCAAUUUUCCUAACAGUAAACCCAUCAACUACCGUGAAAGAGUUAAAGCAGAAAAUUGCACAACAGACAGAGCAUAAAGCUGAACAUCUGAAGCUUGCAAUUGUAAAUGGACAGAUGAUUGAACUUGAAGUGGAUCAUUUGAGUCUCACUCAGUACAACGUGCAGUCCGGGAACACAGUGACAGUUCUCAUCAGAGAGUCCAUACAGGUGUUUCUGAAGAAUGACAAAGGCGAGCUAAACCCAUAUAAGAUACAGCAUGGUGAAACUGUCAAAGAGUUCAAACAAAAAGUACAUCAUAAAGAGGGGAUCCCACCAAAUCAGCAGAGACUCUUUUAUGAAGAUCAACUACUGGAAGACGGCAGAAAAAUGGAAGAGUAUCGUAUCAAAGUCAAUGCCACCAUUAUUCUCCGCCUUCAGCUUGUAGGAGGCUAACACUGUUUCAUAAUACAAACACUGAUCAAUGGAUAACCUUGAUGGCCUUACUGUUUUUGUACUGGUCUAUGGGGAAAAAGAAAAAUACAAAUAUAUAAAUACUGUUCAGUACUUUUGCUCACAAUAUAUGAAAAUACCUUUAUGUUUGAUUUUUUUUUUAAUAAUUGUGACACUUCUUCUUUCGGCUGCUCCUGUUAGGGGUUGUCACACUAAUAUAAGCUGAAUAAUACAGUUUUACAUUUUAAAAGCAUUACGAAAUCAUUUUAACAUGUUGUUUUAGGUCUUGCUGCUGAACAGAUUUGAUGCAGUCAGGCUAUGUUCUUACUUAUUUUAUUGUAUGCUACUGUAAAAAUUAUCCAUGGAAGUUGGAUGGCUCUAUCUCCAAAAAGCAUUAUUCAGCUCAAUAAAAUUAGUUUUUAUUUUAAU
Molecule: messenger RNA, 1106 nt
Organism: Erpetoichthys calabaricus (reedfish)
Lineage: Eukaryota; Metazoa; Chordata; Cladistia; Polypteriformes; Polypteridae
Product: polyubiquitin-like
Exons: 2
Coding region: 216-680 (154 amino acids)
Biological process (GO): protein ubiquitination; modification-dependent protein catabolic process
Cellular component (GO): nucleus; cytoplasm
Molecular function (GO): protein tag activity; ubiquitin protein ligase binding
Source: RefSeq, a predicted model, not a curated record